AUGUUAAAGAGAUACUUUUAUAAAUGGGUAGAAUAUCACAUAUCAAAAAUAAACCAGAGACAGUUUUUGAUCAAUGCCACCAUCUUCAGAUACAAACAACUAUUUCGGAAAGUAACUAAAACUAAAAUAUUUGAUAGACGAUAAAAGCAAUUAAAUAAUAGAGACACACUGAGUAUCAAACCUUAUUGAAACAAAAAGUUUUCAAAGCCUUCAAAACCAUAAUCUAAAAUGUAUACCCAUUCAUUCUACCUUUCAAUAGAGACAAGUUAUUCUUAAGUAAAUCAAAAUUCUCAAAUUGAAGAGAUAUUUUGAAAAAAUGAAAAGUGUAGCAUAAGGUUAAAUAAAGGACAGAGAAGUUAAUAAUGCCAUUAUUGAAUGUUACAACGAUAAAUUAUUAAUGAAAUGGUUUCUAAAAUUAAGGAAAGCAUCAAAAAUUUUGAAAAAGAGAAAGAAUAAUGAAAAAACAAUCAUAAAAAAGAAGAAGUAAUUAUAUUUUGAUAAAUGGGUGAUUGAACUGUAAAAUUAUAGAUUACACCUCUAAUUACUUUAAGAUUCUACUGUAUAUUAUAAUGAAGUCUUAAUAAAAAAAGCGUUUAAAGGUUGGAAAAGACAUAUGUUAGAUUCAAAGAUAUAUUAAACUCAAUUGGAAUAGGUUUGUAAAAUAUUUAAGAGUUGGAGGAAUUACACAAAAGAAUAAAACAAUAAAAGAAAUUCUAAAUACUAACCAAUACAUAAUAAAUGGAGAAAACAAACAUUUUUUAAUUAUUGGAAGGAUGCAACUUUGGAUUCUUAAAAAGAUAAACUAGCGAAAGGAUUCUACAUGUACAAGAUUUUUUAGAGUUGGAAAUAGUAUAUAGAAGAAAUCAAAUAAAUAUAAUUGAAGUUGUAGGAUAAAGAAUUAAUACUGACAGUCUAAAUUGAGAAGAAAAGAAAAAAACGAUAUUUGAUAUUUUGGAGACGUGCUUAUGAAAGCAAAAUAGAGAAGAAAGGGUUAAAUAAAGUAAUGUUACAAGCAAAGUUGAAAUAAAGAAAAUUGGAACUUUUAAUUUAAGGGUUUAGAUCAUUCAAAAAUAACUGGAAAUUGAACAAAUAUUAAUAGUAUAAGAGGAUUAAAUUUGUUUAAAUGAUCUUUUAUUCAAUUAAAUAUUUUACAGAUCUUUCGAAAAUGAAGAUGGAAUAAUUAAUAAAUUAUUAAAAUAAAAAGAGAUUACAAUAACUAAGCAAAGUAUUUAAUUCAUUAAAAUAUGAUUACGAUUUGAUAAAGUAAAAAGAUGAGAAGGCCCAAAAUUAUUAUAAUAGUAUAUAUAAAAUAAUAUUUAGAAAGAUUAUAAAGAGAUUACUUUCAGUUGUUUAUAAAAGGAGUAAUAAAAUAAUACUAAAGGGAGUUGAAAUUAAGUUCCCAAUUCUACAUCUAAAGAAGAAUUAUCUAUACAUUUGGUGCUUUGAAAUCACACUGGGAAUCUUAAAGGAAAAUAAAAAUGAAUAAGAAAAAGUUAGAGAAAUAUUUAGGAAUUAAGCAAUUUAAACUGUUAAAGAACUCAUUCAAAAAAAUGAGAGCAUAUCUUAUAAGUUUGAGAAAAGGAAAGAAAAAGUAUGAUAAAUAUUUCGAUUUAAUUAUAGAUUAUUGUAAUUAGAAUUCAAUGUGUUUUAUCAAUGGAGGCUAUAGACAAAGUUGAAAAUGCUAAAAAAGCAAUGUUGA
Messenger RNA from Paramecium octaurelia, 1699 nucleotides. The record is from the annotation of a GenBank genome assembly. NCBI's taxonomy places the organism in Eukaryota, Ciliophora, Oligohymenophorea, Peniculida, Parameciidae.